Messenger RNA from Solenopsis invicta (red fire ant), 1823 nucleotides. RefSeq names its product hsp90 co-chaperone Cdc37 (gene Cdc37). Gene Ontology annotation, biological process: protein folding; protein stabilization. The coding region runs from base 284 to 1411 and encodes 375 amino acids. Gene Ontology annotation, cellular component: cytoplasm. Gene Ontology annotation, molecular function: protein kinase binding; protein-folding chaperone binding; heat shock protein binding. NCBI's taxonomy places the organism in Eukaryota, Metazoa, Arthropoda, Insecta, Hymenoptera, Formicidae. The record is from RefSeq and is a predicted model, not a curated record. The transcript has 5 exons.
AGGUUCCUCUUUGCCCGUACAUUGGCCGCCAUCUCUCGUUGUUCUCCGCGAUUACUGGCCAGGAGUUUAGGCCAGUCGGCAAUCAGACUCUGGUAAGAGUGCUCGGCGAGAACGGCGAGGCGGAAGCGUGAGCGGCAAUCCUCAGUUCUCAGUUUCCGUGCGCGACGUAUCGUCAACGUAUCGCCGUGGAAGGAGAGAGAAGAAAAGAGAAACGGACAUCAUCCAAGCGUAGGAGCGACUCGUUUGACAACAGGCACAACAGGUUCAUCAUCCAAGCACUACGAUGGUAGAUUACAGCAAAUGGAAGAGUAUCGAAAUUUCGGACGAUGAGGAUGAUACGCAUCCAAACAUUGAUACACCAUCCUUGUUCAGAUGGCGUCAUCAAGCAAGGGUGGAAAGGAUGGAAGAACGCAAGAAAGAGCAAGAGGAACAUAUGAGGAAAAAAACAGAAACAUUGCAAAAACUGAAAGCUACAAAGGAGAAAUUAGCCAAAUUAGAAACACAAAAUACAGAUUCGGCUGACUUAACUGCAUUGAAAAAAGUUCUUCAGGACCUUGAAGAGGAAGAAAAAAAGAUCCAAGAGAAGGAAAAAGAAAUGGAAAAGAAGGAGAAAUUGACACCAUGGAAUAUAGAUACUAUUGGACAAGAUGGCUUUACAAAAACUGUUAUAAAUUCGAAGCUUCCAAGGAGAAAUGAUGAUUCAAGUUUAUCUGACGAGGAAAAGGAGAAACGAAUGAAACAAUUUGUUAAGGAUCAUGAGAAGGAACUGAAAGAGUUUGGCAUGCUAAGAAAAUACGAUGACAGCAAAAAAUUCUUACAAGACCAUACGUAUCUAGUUUGCGAAAAUACUGCAAACUAUUUGGUCAUCUGGUGCAUCAACUUAGAAAUGGAAGAAAAACAUAAUUUGAUGGAACACGUUGCACAUCAAUGUAUAUGUAUGCAAUACAUCUUGGAACUGUCUAAGCAAUUGGACGUCGACCCGCGGGCGUGUGUCGGCUCUUUUUUCAGUCGCAUUCAGAUCGCUGAAGUGGAAUACAAGAACUCUUUCGAUGACGAACUUAAAGCAUUUAAAGACAGAAUACGUAAAAGAGCAGCGGAGAAAAUAGCUGAGGCGGUAAAAGAGGCCGAAGAGGAAGAAAAACAGGCACGUUUGGGUCCUGGUGGACUUGAUCCAGUUGAAGUAUUCGAAAGUCUUCCAGAGGCUUUACAAAAAUGUUUUGAGGUGCAAGAUAUUCCGUUGUUGCAACAAACAAUAGCCGCGAUGCCAGAGCAAGAGGCAGCAUAUCAUAUGAAACGUUGCGUCGACAGCGGUUUGUGGGUUCCCGAUGCGAAAAACAAGGAGAAAGAGAGCGAAAAGAAGACAGCAGAGGAAGGACAAACCGUAGUGGGACAGACGCCAGAUCCGGAAUAAUGCAUUUAAGUUACAUUCUAUUAUCGAUUAUCGUAUUACUCUAUGAAAAUCAGUAUAUCAUUUACAUCAGCAUCUCAUUUAUUCUUUGCAUAAUCCGAAACGGGUACAAUAAAGCUGUCAUCUAUGCAAACUUUGGCAAUGUACGAUUAUUACAUCGGCUUUUUCUUUCGUCAUAAUAUUCAUCAUCGCGUUGGCACGCAGUUAACAUGAGCUGAAUUAGUUCGUAAGACUAAGUUGUCGUUUCAUAAAUAGAAAACUUGGCAUACGCAUAAAAUAUGUAACUAUUACCAAGUGGCAUGAGUACUAGUGUCGAAGUGUUAUAUGACCUUCAUUUUUGUGUAUGAUUUGUGUUACUAUUGAGAUUGUCUUUCUAUGUAAUGUACAUAUAUAUAUUGUUAACCACAAUCUAUAA